UGUUUGUAAAAAUUGUGAGCUUAUUAAUGAAAUUGUUGAAAACAAAUUGAAAACGUUUGACAUCAUAUCACAAGAGAAUAUAUCGCUUCAUAGCAGCUUAAUAAAAAUGAGAAAGGAAAUUGUUACUCUCCAGGCACAAGUAAUCGAGUUAAAUAAAGUCAUAUUUGCAGAACGUGAACAGAGUCUACAGCGAUUUAUGAAGGCACAAAAUCGGCAGGGUACCUCCGACACACUAAUGAGUAUUAUUGUAAAUGCCGACAGUAGUGAGUUACAAAAACGCCUUAUGUUAAAGAAAACCCUUGCAAUUGAUCCGAUAAUAAAAGACCAGGGCAAUUCAGUAACAAAUUAUGUAUUUGAAGAGCAGCAAGAAUUGUAUAAAGAAAAUUUAAGUCUUCUACAAACUUUGAAUUGGAAGUAUGUUAAACAACUCGAAGAACAACUAGAGAAAGCACAAGAGCAUGCUUCCGUUUUACUGGAUAUGUACACAAUAUAUCGUAAACAACUCUUUACUCAAAAAAUGGAGAAUUGCAAAGAUCACAGAGAAUUUUUGAAAUCCGCAGAUACAUUAACUAAAGCUAAUUGCAAGCAUGUGUUGGUAUUAGAGCAAAAUUUAAUCGAGAUUACAAGAAAAUCGGUUAAUGAAGAGGCGAAGGGCAUACUUAACUCUCUAUUAAGACAAAUUGAGAGACGGGAUAAACUUGUCAGCAUACUACGCCAACAACAAAUGAAACUGAGUUUGCAGAUUGAAGAGCUUCAAAAAGAAUCCCAACGAAAGCGAGACAUCUACAAUGAAGAGACCCGUAAGUUAAAAGAACACUUAAGGAGAGAGAGGGAAAAGUACAAUGUUUUGGAACAACGACGAGCUUUUGAUCUAGAAGGUUUUUCCACGGACAUAAAACAGUGUAAGAAAGAAAUGAUGAAAAUAAAGCAAAAGGUGUCCGGUAAAGCUAAACUUGUAGAAAAAAUAGAUGAUAUGUUGCUAAAGGUUAAAAAUGUUAAUAAAGUUUGAUUUGAU
Messenger RNA from Photinus pyralis (common eastern firefly), 1015 nucleotides. Its product is annotated as coiled-coil domain-containing protein 77-like. NCBI's taxonomy places the organism in Eukaryota, Metazoa, Arthropoda, Insecta, Coleoptera, Lampyridae. The coding region runs from base 107 to 1009 and encodes 300 amino acids. The transcript has 4 exons. The record is from RefSeq and is a predicted model, not a curated record.